GGGGCCGCUGAGCUCGACGUUUAAGGCGAGUGCUGUGUCCGAGGUUACUGUCAGCAAGUGAUGGACGAGAAGACAGCUGUUAAUUGAACUCGUGUUACAUUAAGCGAGUGGCACAUGUAAAUACAAGGCGCUGUUGAACCAGAGAUCGUACGCGAGAAUAGACAUUUCUGGACAUCGGUGGAAAUCGAACCUUUGGCUUAGUGGCGAGCACACACAGUCCACUACGGGAUAAUCAACCAAGCCUACUUAACAGUGGAUGGCUGCUGCCCGGCCACGAGGUAAAAGGAAAGCUGUUGUGUUGGAGAUGAUCACUGCAAACUCCAUGGUGCGGAGUUCAGGACGGCAGAUAAAAAAGAAGGUGCCAGGAGGACUGGAACCCGAGGAGGAUGACGAGAAACGCUACCGCAAGUGCGAGAAGGUCGGCUGCAUGGUCACCGUGCCGGUGUGCUUCGUGAGCGCGAGCGAGCGGUGUGCGAAGAACGGUUACACGUCACGCUGGUAUCACCUGUCAUGCGGGGAGCAUUUCUGCAACGAGUGCUUCGACCACCACUACCGAAGUCACAAGGAUGGCUACGGGCGCUACGCGAGCUGGAAGCGAGUGUGGACCAUGAAUGGGAAGAGCGAACCAAGCAUCAAGGCCUUCAUGGCUGAUCAACAGCUGCCCUACUGGGUGCAGUGCACUAAGCCGGGCUGUGGCAAGUGGAGGCAGCUCACACGAGAGGUGAUGCUUACGACCGAGCUCGCCCAGACGUACUGCUGCGGCAUGAAAGUAAAUUCCGCUAUUAAGAAUGAAGGUUUUGAUCCAUGCGCCCUGCCAGAAGACUCGAGGGUGGUAGAGGUGAGCGAACCGCGCUGGUUUGCAAUGCUGCUGCUGCCCCCGCUGUUGAAGGACAGUCCCGCCGCUCCCUUCCUCUCGGCCUACUACCUGGACUGCGUAGGCAUGAGCCCGGCAUGCGCCGGCACGGAGCGCUCGGUGCCACGAUUUACCAGCCUCGAGAACUACUCGCAUGCCGUGCCACACACCACAGUGCCUGGCCUGAACCCAUACUUCCAGCCCUUCUACCAGCCCAACGAGAGCGGCAAGGCCCUGUGCGUGCGGCCAGAUGUCAUGGAGCUGGAUGAGCUGUAUGAAUUCCCCGAGUUUUCACGUGACCCCACCAUGUACCUGGCACUGCGCAACCUCAUCCUGGCGCUGUGGAACAUCAACUGCAAGGAAUUCCUGACGGUGCAGAAGUGCAUGCAGCACCUGCUGGUACGGGGCCUGAUUCGUGUGCGCUGCAUGCAGGAGCUGGAGGGCAUCCUUCACUUCGCCAUGCGCAAGGGCCUCAUCAACACCGGGUUGCUCUCUGCACACCCGGGACGCCCGCUCUUACCGUUACACUACCGCAAGAAUUCCGUGGUGGUUAUAGGAGCCGGUCCGGCAGGCCUUGCCGCUGCUCGGCAGCUUCAUAACUUUGGCCUCAAGGUGAUUGUGCUUGAGGCCCGAGAGAGGAUAGGGGGGCGCGUGUGGGACGACCGCUCGCUGGGGGGCACUACCGUCGGACGGGGGGCCCAGAUUGUCAACGGCUGUGUCAAUAACCCGAUCAGCCUCAUGUGUGAACAGCUGGGCAUUCGCAUGCACGUUCUGGGCGAGGCGUGCGAGCUGCUGGACGAGAGCGGCCGCGUCACCGACCCAGCGCUGGACAAGCGCAUGGACUUCCACUUUAACGCUCUCCUCGACAUCAUCGCACAGUGGCGCACCACCACGGAGCCCGCUCACGACGUCUCCCUGGGAGAAAAGAUGGAGGAGCUGACUCACGCAUUCCGAAAGGAGUCGGGGCUCUCGUUUGGGGAGCUUGAAGAGAAGCUGCUGCAGUUCCACCUGGCUAACCUGGAGUACGCAUGCGGAGCCAACCUACGCCAGGUAUCCGCACGCUCUUGGGACCACAAUGAGUUCUUUGCUCAGUUUGCCGGAGACCACACCUUGUUGACGGCCGGGUACUCGACCAUCCUACACCGCUUGGCCGAGGGCCUGGACGUUCGGCUACACACCCCCGUAAAACGAGUGGACUACUCGGGGGAAUGUGUGAAGGUGCAUACAGCUACAGGGAUGACCUACAUUGCUGAUAAGGUACUGGUGACAAUCCCACUGGCGCUCAUGCAGCUGGGAGUGCUGGAGUUUUGUCCCCCACUUCCUGAGCGCAAGAUCAAGGCCCUGCAGAGUCUGGGCGCCGGGCUCAUCGAGAAGAUCGGGCUGCAGUUCCCGUUCCGUUUCUGGGAGCACAAGAUCCGCGGAGCCGACUAUUUUGGACACCUUCCACCGAGCCAUGACCGUAGGGGUCUCUUUGGGGUCUUCUACGACAUGGAUCCCAAGGGAGAGCAGUGCGUGCUCAUGUCCGUUGUGAGCGGUGACUCGGUAGCGCUGAUCCGUGACCUCAGCGACUCCCAGGUGGUGUCUCAGUGCAUGCAGGCACUGCGGGCCAUCUUUCCUGAGCAGAACGUGCCCGACCCCCUGCGUUGGUUCGUAACGCGGUGGGGUUCUGACCCCUGGGCCCUCAUGGCCUACAGCUACGUACGGCCUGGCGGCACUGGCGAAGCCUAUGAUGUGCUGGCCCAGGACCUCAAUGGCAAGCUCUUCUUCGCUGGUGAGGCAACAAACAGGCACUUCCCGCAGACUGUCACAGGGGCCUACUUGAGCGGGGUGCGUGAAGCAAGCAAGAUCGCCGCCUCUUGACAGCAGUGCGGCAUGCUGGGGCACUGAUGCUCCAUAGAUUUUCCCAGUUCCCUGCAAUUCUGCUAUAUCUUGUCGGGAGUAAAAGACAUCGAUACAAGGUAUCCGGGUGCUCAUAACAGGGUCCUCAAAUAUAAACUGUCACCAAUGCAGAGAGAGAACCCCAAUCAUAACAACAGGUACAACUGCACUUAACUGCCAUCCUCGUCUCUUGAGUGUACGUCAGUCAACAACAACUUUGCAGCUCUCGGUCACCUGCACAGAUAGAGAGCGACACCUUGUGGCUUGUCAAAAGAGAUCAAUGGAUGAGAAUUAAUCCACGUCCCGAUAAUGCCACCUUCCAAGCUUGUUCCCCUGUGUACAUUAAUCUUGAAAAUAUAGUGAUAGUUUAUAUAUUUUAUACCCGACACUGGCAUCACAUUGGGAUGUAAUUCAUGGGAACGUGCUUUUUAAUAUACACGAAAUGCAUGGACACAUUUAAAAAAUCUGAUUUACACCUGUUACUUAAUAAACCGAGGUAUAUUAGUCCGUCUUUUUUUCUGGGGCAGGGUUAAUAUUUUGAACCCAGAAAGCAUGGACGUUUACAUGAAUUACCGAUUGUGUAUAUCACAAACUAUUUAUAUGGCAUCACCGUGCCUAAGAGGCACACACUGCAGUUUAAUCAACUGUAAACAUAAAUUAAUCGGCCCGGGCCACGAUGAACUGGGUUGAACCCUGUUGGGUCCGUGAUGCUUAAACGCACUCCUCGGAUGAAUUGGAACAUUGCCUACGCAUUGGUAGUCUGGCUGCAGCCGCUGAUGUGACUAAUGUACACUUACUAAAGCACUGACAUCCGUCUUGUGGAGUCUGGAAAACCUGGUAGUGCUGCUUCUUUUCAACGAUGAACUGACAGGGGAAUUACAGGUCUUGAUUUUAUUCCAAAUGUAACAUCAAACUAUUUGGAGCAGGAUUGAUCCUUAACCCGGGAAUGGAAAUUCGCACUGAUGCAGUCAUACUUGGCUAGGAUUCUCAAUAACUUAGGAAUGACUGCAGCACGGGGGGGAGGAUCUCACCCAUUUUGUAAAUAAACUUCUUCCCUCGCUGUCGUCUCGGUGUCCAGACGCGUCACCGCUUGCGCGAAAUUUUGGACUUAAAGCGGUUUGAACAAAUUGUAUGUUAAAUAUCAUGGGCAGAAAUGCAUCGGAGGGUGGGGGGGGUUUAAAUUUAUAUUUAAAAAAACAGUUCCCCGAGCAUACCAAACAUUUCUUGGCAAUUAUUAUUUGAGCAUUUGCCUCCCCUGUCCUACAGAUGGAAGGAAGGUUUUGCACCCUUCAACUCCCCAAGUGUUUCCUUUCAGGUUGCCCCCCCCUCGGGCUUGCUUCAUCCACCUUGAAAUGUGUGUUUUUUUUGGGAAGAGCUUUAGUUUUAAGUAUAAUUUAAUUUAAGAUGUAUUAUUGCUAUAUAAUGGGCGUUAUCUAACGGAGUUAUAAGCGAGUUAUUUAUUAUUGUUGUAAAUGAUAUCAUCAGCAGAGCAUAGUACUUUGCCUUACAGCAAUUGUAAUGCUUAAUUUAAGUACUUGCUUUGUUUUUAAACUAAAGGAAGCCAAAGUGUAAGAUGCAUCACUCCACUCAGUUGGGGAGACAGGACUCCGACCUGAAACUAGCCCAGGUUAUUGCAAUUCUGUACACACGAUGCAGGCUGAGCCACUCACAACAACAGCUGCAGUUCACCACUAAGUGGCGGUGAUGUCACUACUGCGCUUGUACCAUGCUAGGUGCAUUUUGAGGCCACGUGAAGUAUUGAAGGCUCACUGGCAGGAGGUCACGGAACAGACCCAGGUGCCGUGGGUUGAUUGGGAUGACUGGGCACGUGCAUCAUUGUGUGCUUCCCACUGUGCCAGCUUGCUGCAUUUUAGCCGCCCGGUGCUCCGCUUGUUGUUGAGAGCGUCUCGAUACUACACAAAGAGAAAGUCCCCUUAUCGCCUUGUCAGACUGUUGGGGCAAGUACUGGAACGGUAAACGCGCAAAUGUGGCCAGCACCACGGCCAACCGCCAUUGUGAGCGGGAAUCGAACUCGGGUCGCCGGGUUCGUAGCGCAGCGCGCUAACCGGGAUACUACCGCUCCAUACAUACUACGACUGCACGCACGCGCACCCGGUCUGGUUAAUGUCCGUGAACCUUAAUCGGUUCACCCUACAAAAAAGUGAUUCUCUUUCUGCACCAUCUCUCCUAUCAGUCACGAUUCACGCCCGUCUGCCUAUCAGUGCCCCUCUAUCGUAGCUUACCAGUAGAUUUGCAUAUGAUGAGCCUUGCGUGUAAAUUCUCAGACAACCACUGCUAGCACCAUGCUCAUUUAAAAUAAUUUACAGAUCCUCUUAAGUCGAGUGAUGGUCCUCAUUUGUUCAACCUCAUUUUAGGUGUACUGUGUACCUCGCAUAGGAAUGUUCUGGUUUUAACACGUCACAUCGUUAAAAUGUCCUUCUUUAUGUGACGGCGUAUACAAGAAGCACCUAAUUUGUUUUUAGUGAGACCUGGAAAGUAUGGUCCUGAAAUAAUAUGCGCGCACACACACACACAAAUAUAGCAGUUACACGUACCUCGUAUACAUGUUGACUGUAAGGCAUCUGCGUGACGUAUCGCAAGCUACCAUGGUGGUGGUUUGUGCUCAUUGUCUUCAAUUACAUCCAGGAGGCGACUAUUUGCCAUAGACGUUCUUUUUCCACGUAGGUGCGCACGCUGCUUUGAUAAUGAGUGGAACACUGUUAUCAUCCGAACAUUUAGCACUUUGAGCCUGCUCUGAGCAAGUCCUACAGCAUUGUGAAUUGCAAAACCACCUUUGUUCAAAGGAAAAGCAGUCUCUGUCAAGGUUUCAUUUCGUGCGGAUCACUCAACCUGACAGUUUGCGGUAAAUUAUUACAGUUUCUCACACGAUAGGUUUCUUCUUCCGCGAGUCGUGUGCUCGUUUGGUAGAGGAUUCAUGAAAAAGCACUUGCUUAUUUGUUUGAACCGCUUUGUAUUUUUAAUGAAUUUUAUAGUUGUGUAAAAUAGAUGUUUUUACAUAUCUUCACUGAUGAUGGACAUGCUGGAUUAUUUGUGUGUAUAUAUUUUAACGUAAUUUCCUGUAAAAACCACUCGCGGUUUAAUGAAUUGAACUGGACAGGGGGGGGGGGGGGUGCAUCAUAAUUGCGUUUUUUUUACAUCUCACAAAAAAACUCAUCAAAGUUAGAUCUCGGAUUUUUGCAUGUGCCUCGGGCUGCCUUGAGUUGUAGGGAUGUGUUACCUCCGAGCCUUAUUAGCUGCACACAAAUUCCACAUUUCCAAAAACGAUCGCUAGUUUCUUCUCACUUGUUAAGUGGGGAAAGUGAAUCUACAAGUAGUCAUUGAUCAACGUGAACUUCUGUGCGCAGCCUGUAAGAUGACUCCGGAGAUGCCACAAUCCCUGGCCUGUUGUUGGUAAUGAAAGCUGUGCGGAUAUGCAGUGAGCGAAUGACGAAUAUAAUUGGGAAUGUGUGAGCCGUGUUUGUUUGUUUUUAUUUAUGUUAUUUAAAUCUUGACUUAUUUUAACACGAGAGAAACUCAGAAUGAAUAUAUGGAUGAGAGUUAUAGAAGUGAGGUGCGGUCAGACCUGUGGAUAUUUAAGGUGCUCCUGGUGCUUUUGAUUUCAUAAGAGUUGUUAGCUCCAGUGUCCCUGCUAAAAUGUCAUUGCACGGCUCAUAAUUCAAUAAUAUUCAUCUUGGAUUUUAGCUAAAUUUCACCCAUAUGGUUAAUUUAUAAAAAUGCGCUGUUUCUGUGUCGGGAUUGCAUGAAAGUAAAACAAGAUGUAUGCGUCUCGGUGGAUAUGUCCAGUGUAAAUGUAUUUCAAAAUAAAUACCUUAACCGCAAAAUGAUUUAUUAAUAUAUAA
This is a messenger RNA of Lethenteron reissneri (Far Eastern brook lamprey), 6591 nucleotides long. RefSeq names its product lysine demethylase 1B (gene KDM1B). Lineage: Eukaryota; Metazoa; Chordata; Hyperoartia; Petromyzontiformes; Petromyzontidae. Gene Ontology annotation, molecular function: zinc ion binding; oxidoreductase activity; protein binding. The record is from RefSeq and is a predicted model, not a curated record.